Messenger RNA from Sinocyclocheilus anshuiensis, 993 nucleotides. Its product is annotated as SLAM family member 9-like. The record is from RefSeq and is a predicted model, not a curated record. The coding region runs from base 172 to 951 and encodes 259 amino acids. Lineage: Eukaryota; Metazoa; Chordata; Actinopteri; Cypriniformes; Cyprinidae. The transcript has 3 exons.
UUUUCAGAACCGGACAUUCAAACCUAAUGGAACAAUCUUCAUAAAGCCUAUAAUUGGAUUAUUUCUCGCUUGUAAACGUUUUUGUAAUUCUUGGACGUUGUUACUGAAGAGGUACGGAACACGUUAGCUUCAUCUGAGAAUGGACAUUCUUUUUGUAAGCAGAGGACCUCGAUGAAUUUGUUUUUCACACGCACUCAGUAUUGUUGGGUGUUUAUGAAGAGGUUAAGAAAAAUGAUUCACAGCGCAUCGUUCUUCUGUCUGUGUCUUUUGCUAUCGACUGGUGUGUUUGCUGGUGAUACAGAUGUAAUAAAGUCAGUAUCAGUGAUGGAGGGAGAUUCUGUCACUCUAAACACUGAUGUUAAAAUGCAGCGAGAUGAUCAGAUACUGUGGAUGUUUGGACCUCAAGAGAGGCGAAUAGCUGAUAUCCACAGACAGAACAUCUAUAUAGAUGCCACUAAUACAAUAUUUGAGAAAAGACUCCAGAUGGACAAUCAAACUGGAUCUCUGACCAUCAGAAACAUCAGAACUGAACACACUGGACUUUAUAAACUACAGAUCAUCAACAACAGAGGAACUUCAAACAAGAGAUUCAGUGUUACUGUCUAUGCUCCUCUUCCCAUUCCUGUCAUCACCAGUAACUCUUCAAACUGUUCUUCUUCUUCAUCAUCAUCUGGACAUUCAUCGGUGUCCAAUUGUUCACUGCUGUGUUCAGCUGUGAAUGUGAGUGAUGUGACUCUCUCCUGGUACAAAGGAAACAGUUUAUUGUCCAGCAUCAGUGUGUCUGAUCUCAGCAUCAGUCUCUCUCUACCUCUGGAGGUGGAAUAUCAGGAUAACAACACCUACAGCUGUGUGCUCAACAAUCCCAUCAGCAACCAGACCAGACAUCUGGACAUCAGUGGACUCUGUCAGCCAUGUGCAGGUACGUCAGUGGUGGUAAUAGAGUCUGUUUAGGCUGCUCUAUUGUUCUUUGUAGGACAGGACUGAUAUUUGUAU